Thyridium curvatum is the source of this 831-nucleotide messenger RNA. RefSeq lists its product as uncharacterized. Gene Ontology annotation, biological process: dolichol-linked oligosaccharide biosynthetic process. Bases 1 to 831 code for a protein of 276 amino acids. The record is from RefSeq and is a predicted model, not a curated record. Lineage: Eukaryota; Fungi; Ascomycota; Sordariomycetes; Thyridiales; Thyridiaceae. Gene Ontology annotation, molecular function: hexosyltransferase activity. Gene Ontology annotation, cellular component: extrinsic component of endoplasmic reticulum membrane; UDP-N-acetylglucosamine transferase complex. The transcript is spliced from 3 exons.
AUGGCGCCGAACCCCAGCGUCCUUGUAACUGGAGUGUCGACGGCCGAACACCUGGACGACUUUGCUCGCACCGAGUUGGGCAUUUCGGCUGAUGCGCCCAAGGUGAUUCUUUCGCGAUGCUGCUUUGUCACCGUCGGCUCUUCCAAAGCCGGCUUCCGAGCUCUGCUGGAGGAAGUCAUCAGCGAGCACUUCCUCAAAUUCAUGAAGCAGACUGGCUACCAGGACAUGGCGGUCCAGUGCGGCCCGGAUCUCGAGUGGUUCGAAGAACAGCUCAAGGGCAGGCGCACGUUCGGUAUCAAAAUCCAUUGCUUUGAUUUCACGGACGAGAUCUACAGGUACUACCUCUGCUGCCGAGGAGAGUACCGUGCGCGACUGGCCGGCUGUGUCAUCGCUCACUGUGGCUCUGGCACGAUUCUCGAAGUCAUGAGAUACCAUGUCGCUCUCAUCGCUGUCCCCAACCCGACCCUGGCAGAUAACCACCAGCAAGAGCUGGCAGAGGUCGUUGACAAAAACCGCUGGGCUGUUUUUGGCCAGCUUGGCCAUCUAACAGAUGCAGUCCAAGAGACGCGCCUGCGCACUGCACAAGGUCGGCUAGAUGACCUUCCGCCCUUCGAGGAGCCGGUGUUCCCGCCCACCGAGGAGGACCGGAGCACCACGCUCUUUGACUGGAUGGUGCUGACGUGUUAUCCAGACGCGAUGGCCAAGGCCACGCAGAUGAGGGCCACCGCCCAACACGGCGAGUCCGUCGAGCGUGAGUUAUCUUCCGGCUGCAGCACCACUGCUGCUGCCGCCGGCCGCGUAUCAGACAUCGCCAGUCUCCAGAUGGAUUAG